UGAUCAAAACUGGAAAUAGCAUAGCUGAAGGUAAAUAUAUGCAUAUGAGAUGUGCUGCCCAUAUUAUAAAUCUGAUUGUUACUGAUGGUCUAAAAGAGUUGGAUGAAUCAGUUAAGCGUGUGCGAGCUGCGGUUAGAUAUAUAAGAAAUGGGCCAUCUAGAAUUACAAGAUUUAAAGAACUUGCUCGGUUAGAAAAGGUGGAUGGCGAGGCAUUCUUGAGUUUGGAUGUAUGCACUAGAUGGAAUUCCACAUACCUAAUGUUAGCAACCGCAAUCAACUUUGAGAAAGUGUUUGCGAGGUAUGAGGAAGAAGAUCCACUCUAUACAUUAGAUUUAACUAGUGAGAAAGCUCCUGGUAUUCCUGUUGAUAGUGAUUGGGAGAAUGCUACGAAAAUGGCUGAAUUUCUUGGACAGUUUUAUCACCUUACUCUUAGUGUUUCUGCCACACUCCAUGUGACAGUGAAUCAAUUUGUUAUGGAUAUUGCUGAAAUUAAUGUUGUGUUGGAAGAGUGGGCUGAUAGUGAUGAUAUUUUGCGCAAAACAAUGGCCAAGAAAAUGCAAGAUAAGUAUGAUAAGUAUUGGGGACGUUGGAAUGAGGAGGUGGAGAAUGAAAGGGGGAAGGGGAAAGGAAAGAAAAAGGAAGAGGAGAAUGUGAACAUGUUUGUAUUUGCUGCAACUGUUCUUGAUCCAAGAUUCAAGCUUUCAAACUUCACAAAACUAGCAAUUGAAGAAAUGUAUGGUGAGUUAAAUGGAGGCAAAGCAUGGGAGGCGGUGAAAACAUUUAUGCAUGCUUUGUUUGAAGAGUACAAAGCUAAGUAUGCACCAAGUGAUGCAAGCAAGCAUGUGCGAGCUCCACAAUCUGAACUAACUCAAAAAAGGGAAGGAAGGAAAUUGGUGUCUCGGAUAAAUAAAAAGUUGAGAGUUGGUGAUGGUGAAGCUAGCAUGAGCAAAUCUGAAUAUGAGAAAUACCUACAUGAAGAGAAUGAAGUAAAUAGGGAUGAUUUUGACAUUCUAAAAUGGUGGAAGAACAACGCUGCUAGAUUCCCAAUAUUGGCAAGAAUGGCCCGUGAUGUGUUGGCUGUUCCGGUAUCAACGGUUGCGUCUUGAGUCAGCAUUUAGCACAAGUGGUCGCAUCCUAAAUGAAUUUAGAACCUCCCUUACACCAUUCAUGGUCCAAGCUCUUGUUUGUGCCCAAGACUGGCUAAGGGGUUCUAUUACUGUCAACAUUGAAGAAGAUGAGGAGGAAUUGUUAAGAUUGGAAAAGGAACUAAUUGAAGAGUUUGGUAGUACAAAUUCAUCCAAAUCGAAAGCAAGUAGUAGCAAGUCUGUUUGCAAGCCAUCUGGGGCUGAGCCAAUCUUGCCCACCUCCAUCCUCUACUUAAACAUUGAUUGGCUCACUUGGCUGGAACUUGGAAUGGUCAAGAUGCUCAUGUUUAUGAUGGCAAAUUGGGAGUCUUACUGUUGGCUGCUCUUCAACUUCAAGUGCAAAUCUAUUGUCAUUUAUCACUAUCAGUUUGUGUUGUUGAACACUUGAACUUGGACUUUGGUUAUGUCUAGUGCUGGAACUUGGACUACCAGUUUGUCACUAUGUGUUAUUGAACUUGGACUUGGUUAUGUAUUGUGCUGGAACUUUGGUUAUGUCUCUGGUGAACCUUGUUUAACUUUGGUUAUUGUGAUGGAACUUGGACUUGAUUGUGCAUGUUUCAAUA
Messenger RNA from Aegilops tauschii subsp. strangulata, 1708 nucleotides. Its product is annotated as zinc finger BED domain-containing protein RICESLEEPER 2. Gene Ontology annotation, molecular function: protein dimerization activity; DNA binding. The record is from RefSeq and is a predicted model, not a curated record. Lineage: Eukaryota; Viridiplantae; Streptophyta; Magnoliopsida; Poales; Poaceae.